AUGGCCUCGUUCGUCGACUCUCCGGGCCUUAUCGGCGGGGUAACUGCCCCGGCCCUGGGCACCUUCCCUUCUCCAGUCCUGUCUCCUUCUCUCUCUUCUUCCUGUCGUUGUAUCUCCUCUUCGUCUUCCUCCUCAGGACUUGAUCUCCGACUUGAUUCCGAGCGACGCCGAGCGCCGAUAGACGCCGCAUGCACAGGCGACGGCAUGCAGACUAAGACAGGCGGGACAGACAGAAGAACGCGAUUCUCUGCGGGCGUUGCGGCGCUCCAUGUAGGCCAAACAGAAGACUGCACGACCGGCGCUUCGCCCCUUAUCUCGGGUGAUGCAGGCCGUCUCUCUUCUCCCUCUGCCAACCAGAGAGAGAAGACGCCUCGGCCCACGAGACAGUCCGCUCCUCGCUGGGAACACAGAGAGAAGGGAGACGCAGAGACAGGAGAAGACACCGCAGCAGGCGACGAGAACAAGGAGACGAUAGAAGGCGUCUGGAUUGCCCGAGGAAUUGAUGUACCGGAUUUAAGUGCACAUCUCACCUGCGUCUUCCGCGCGUCGACACUCGAGGUUUUCAACACGUCCCCGUCUGUCCAAAUCCUCGCGGUCUCUGCGCCCGCCUCCGCUUCGCCUCUCACUGACCGAGUCCCUCUUGCCGACUCGCCAUGCUGUCGAACCUCCGGCAACUCAAACGGCCCUUCUCACGCGCCGAUCCAGCUCGAAAUGCCCUCGCGUCAACGAUCCCUCGCUCCAACCUUUCCGCUCCUGCUGCGCGUCCCGGUGCCCGCGCCGCUAGCCUCGCGAAAGCUGUUUGACGCCGGUGUCUUUUCCACGCCCUUCAGCACUUCUCAAGGCCAGCGUGGCUGCACCAGAUGUGCGCCGCAGUCGCCGAAUCGCAGGCUCGCCGGUCGUGAAAAGAAAUCUUUCUUUCGAUCCCUCGCGGCGUUUGCCUCGUCUCAGCCCUCGGCGUGGCGUGGGCUUUUCCCGCUUCGCUUCCCUUCGCUGUGUCACCGCCGGAAACAGCCCAGCCGCCCCGCCUUCGCCGUCUCCAUCAAAAGACCCAUCGACAAACGGGUCAGCCAGGAGAGGCGCGAACCUGCGCGACGACGUGCAGCCGGCAGAUGGCCCCCAGGCGGCGUGAACGAAGCGCGACAAGAGUGGAGCCUCGGGGCUCACAGGGCGAGGGACUCGAGCCAAGAGACAGUUGUCGUCUUUGCGUUCGUGACCGCAGAUCGACAGCUCCACCACGUCCGACUUCGCCUCCGGAGGGCGGGCGAGACGGGGGAAGACAGGCGGCUCUCCGGGGACCAGUCAAACGGAGACGAGGCCCCGGGCGACACGCGAAAGGCAGGCGUCUCGGUUGUCUGUGAGCUGCUAGACGUCGCGUCCGCGUCUCUGGAUGUUGAACUGUCCCUCGGUUCCUCGUGGGGCGUGGGGGGCGCCAGUUCCCCGCUGCCUGCACGCGUCGACGCCUCGAGACGAGCGGGAAGUGGGCCAGGCGACGCCCAUUCAACCCUCACCGCCAACAGCCACUUGUUUGUCGUCGAUGACCGAUCGCUGCUUCUCUCCUUCCCCGGCCUGGGCUGCUGGGGACUCCUCGUGAUGGGCGCUUGCGAGGGCUCUGCGGGCGAAGCUGGGCAAGCUGCCGAUCUCCACGAAGGCCUCGGGGACGGGCCAGAAAGUCGGAAGCGCCCUCGGCAGUCCCAUGACGACUUCGAAGGCACAGAGGCCACGGAGCAACGCAGCCCUUGCGGCGCCCGGUCUGGAAAGAGGCGCCUUGACGCGGCGCUCGUGCGCGCUUCCGACCCAGAAGGCGAGAUGGGCGAGAUACGGCACGCCGACGGCGUUUCUCAAGCAGCAGGGGCGACUGCAGCCGCAGCCAGCGGAGCCCCAGAAGACGGGCGCGGGGCCGAGACCUUUGCAUGCGCCUCUCGGCGCCCGCACAGGCAAGCUGUUUGGCUUCCCGCUCCCUUUUCUUUGCCUCCUCCGCGAGUCGCUUCUGCGCACAGCCGUCCCCACGGGGAGGCAGGGGUCUUCAGUCUCUUUGCGCCUUUCCGCGCGCUUCCUUUCUGCUCACCAGCCGACGCCUCAAAACGUGGAGGCCGCGAAGACAACCUCUGUCGUGGCAGCUCCGUCUCGGAAUCAGGGCGCGGACUAGAGAAGAACGUGGCGGACACGAGACGCAUCUGGGCGCGUGCGACGUUUGUGGCCCGGCUGGCGCCAUCCAGCGCCGGGUUCGAGGGCUGGCUGGGCGGCGGGCGACUCGCACAGCAUCAGGGGGGGAAACGAGAAGUGGGUAAAUGGUGUCUCUUUCGGAGGCGAAGCAGGGACGAAACGAAGGCUCCGAGUCCGCUUCUCCCUUUGCCAUCUUGCGGCUUUGAGCCGAGUCUUGAGGCGUCUGCGUGCGCCACCAUUUUUGUGGUGACUUGCGGCCCCGUGGGUCACCAGACGGGGAGGGCGGGCGACGAAGGCGAGAGCUUGGACGGGGCAAAGACGUGCGAAGAAUGCCGGGGCGGUGACGCGCCGGACGAAGACAGCCGUGCGCCUGACCUUGCAGGCGACGGGAGGAAAGGCGCACACAUGCACCAUUUGGGUUCGGAGGUCGAACACGGUCGUGCGCAACGUCUCUCUCCGUCGGCUCGUGCUUUUGACGGGCAGAGUGAAGAGAAAGAAGACGCGCCGUUUUCCCUUUCCGCCACCCUCGCGGAAAUCUGUGUUUGGCAAAUUGGCGUCUCUUGCACACUCGACUCUGUCCCCACACAUUCACGCUCCGACUCGUCGCCCUUUUCUUCGGCCGGUGUGUCUCCUGGUCGCUCCUCAUUUUCCCUGUUGGCGCGGCGUGUCCUGCGGCUCUCGCCUCCGGGCGACUAUGCGACGUGCUUCGGCCACGGCCAGCCGGACGGGGACACCGCACAGCCAACUGGCUUCUCGCCAGGCUCUGCCGCGACCUCUCGGCGCUCCGUCUUCCCUGUGGAAACACUGCUGAUUGCAGAGAACGCGCGCCUGGGAGCGAGGGAGGGCGAAGAGACAGAGGGUCUGGGAAACUCGGAACGCAGGUCGUGGAUCGCCGUGGUAGACAGCCGGGGCCGUAGCCACCUGCUGGAAUGGCGCGUGUGGGGCAUCUGCCGGGCGGCGGAGACCACAGAGAUGCAGGCAGACGCAGACGACCGCGAAGCGACGUUGGAGGAGGCUUCUGAGUCGUGCCUUGUGGGCACGGCCGGAUGCGCCUUAACCUACGUCGAAUGCAUUUCCUUUUCUCACAGCGAUGGUGCCAAAGCAGCAGGCGCAUCGCAGGGUAGGCAAAGCGAAAAUCGAUGGCCAGUGGCAAGGAGGACGACUUGCGAUGUGGGGCGUACACUCGCCGCUUCUCAAGCGCGGGAAGAAACAGAGGGACAGUGGCUGCUGACCGACACGCACCUGUGGCGACUUCCGUGGGGAAGCAGUGAAGAAGAGAGUUCUCGACAGGGACAUGUGGUGGGAAUGGGCCGUAGCGGUCGGGAGGGAACUUACGUGCAUGCGUUUCCUCUCCCGUCUUCGGCGCCUUGGAGAAAGAACGCGUUUCCUUCCCUUUCGGCCUUCCGCAUCCCCCUCGCGCACUCGCCCGCCCCGGAGCCGCCGAGCGGCGGUAUCUGGAGUCCCCAGACGUGUCGCGCUCGCCUCGAACACCUCCUUGCGUCUUUGCGGUCGCUCCGGUCUCGCUCACUGGUCUCCUUGGGGGCGGCGCCGGACACGUCGGCUCCCGGGACAGUCUCUUCCCGGUGGCGGGCCGCGGCGGUUCUCCUGGCGUGGGUCGCAAGAGCCUUGGAGCCUUCAGACUCGUCUUUGGGCGGCUCGUCGUGUUCCGCCUCCUCGCUCUGUCAGUUCUUGCUGUGCGCCGAGCAGAGAGACCCGGGGCAAGCGCGCUGUGACCGGGCGCAUCCCCACGACGUGGAGCAGAUCCCGGAGUCUGUCUCUCUGAAGCGUCUUUUGUGGGGCGUCACCCUCCUCACGGUGCAGAGGGCCGACUCGUGUGCCUGCGGUCGUGCGUCGGGAAACUCGUCGCCUUCUCAUUCGCCGUCUUCUCGUUCGCCUCCUCAUUCUUGGUCACGGUCCCGUUCCGUUUCGCCACAGAGGCGAGAAGACAAGCGCGCUUUCCUCGCUGAUCCGCUCCUGGCUGCUGUGACCGCGAGUAUCGUGCUUUGCCGAUUCUUGGUGGACACGCUGGAUGCGGGUUCCUCCGCGCUCGCGCCGCUGUGCGCGUCGGUCGCUGGCGAGAACCGCGAAGGCUCGUGCAAAUGGAAAAGGUCAAACGCCCAGCAACUGCGCUUCCUUGUGUCUGGGCGAGCUGAGGCGGGCGGCUUCUUUCUGGGCGCCUCGCGGGUCUGGUGGGAGGAGCUGGAGAGAGAAAAGAGGAUUCUCGACUGUCGGGAUAAAGGCGACGAAGGCUUGCUGGAUACGGACAGAAAGGCUGGGAUUGAGGCGGGUGGGGGAAGAUGCCAAGCCGCGAAAGUGUGUUCUGCUCCGGAGGGUACACAGACGGCGUGUGCGCUUCCGAUGAUCUUCUCGUAUUCGUCGCUUCCCGCCUUUGUCGUCCAAAACUCGUCCACUUGCCGUGAAGCCUCGCCUUCGACUUCUUCGUUUCUCUCCCCCCUCGGGCCCCUCGCGGCUUCGCUGUCCCUGCUUCGUCCAGCGACGUCUCUACCAGAAUCGAUUCUUCUCCAACUCGCCUCUCUGGCGCGUGCGGUUGGAGAGGACGCGCAUGCACUCGGUCUCGAGAGCGCAGAACUCACCGACGAAAACGGAUACCGAGGGUUCUCACCAGACAUCGAAGCAGCGUGUGGUGUAGAACGAGGCUACGAAAGCGAGGCGGAGACGCCUCAGCCGGAGGGCGACAGCGGGGAACCAGAGGGAGGGAGCAGGAUCCCAGAUGAAGCCACACUCGCUGAAUGUUUUUUCUUGCUGCAUGCGCAGCCCGAACCCUCCGGGAAACCCGGUCCAGUCCAGAAGCGCGUGGCGCGUCGCUCUUCGUCCCCGUCCUCACGGGGCGGCGUCUCGGUGCGGCCUACGCGCCGUCGGAAGGCUGGGCUGCAGGCUGCGCGUGAAAGCCGCGACGCUUCCGAGAGCGAAAACGAUGGCGAGGAGAACGGGGCUGUGCGAAGCACCAGCAGAUUAAGACUGCCAGUGACUGAAGCGAGAGAGCGCGCGGCAACAGAGAGACUCAACCCUCCCGAGUGCUCAGUCGCCUCGGCAGCUGUCCACGCUCGUCAAAUUCUGUUUCCGGUUGACGAUGCGCGGAAGGCUACAGAUCAAAUUCGACACGAGACAGUCGGCGACGAGCUCCAUGUGACGGGCCGUGACCACGAGGAAGCGAAUGAAGAGAACCCGGUGGUUUUGGAAGCUUGGCAUCUGUCUGCUCUCCAGCGUUUUUUUCUUCGGUGCAUGCAGCGCGAAACGGGCGGGAUAUCGCCUCUCACACGAGACACGCAUGCGACGUGGCCUAGAAGCAUCCUCAUACGCGAGGUCCCUGAAACGGCGUUUUCUGUUUUCCGUGGCCUGGCGCGAGAAGACCGGGCUCGGACUGGAGGGGGGAGCAGAGAAGGGGGAACAGACCGCCAGAGAGGCCACCCAGGCGCGCAGAGUGAAGGAGAGAUCGAGCGAACCAUUGAAACUCUCCUUCGCCUCUCGUCUGCGCCUUCCUGGCGCAUUCUGCUCGCCGGGUGUCUCCGACUCGAAGCUUCCCUCGCCCUCGCACGUGUCGUGGAGAGUUGGAGCAACAGCCAAAAGGGAAAGACAGAAGGCAGCCGAGAAGAACGUGAAGUGGACGCCGAUGACAGCGCCACAGAAGACGAAUGGCUUAUCCAUGAUCUGUGGGUGCCAAGAUUAGACGACGUUGAGAGCCUUCUUCGCCGCGUUCUAGGCAGAGGGGAAAGCGGGACGAGUCAGCGGGAGACGCCCAGCAGCAACACAAGGAAAGGCGCCGAAGACGGCCAGAAAAGCACGAAAGACAGGAACCGCCAGAAUCGUGGACAAACCCGGUGUGCUCUUUUCAGCACUUGCUCCUCCGUUACAUCGGCACUGCGCCUGCUGAAGUCCGAUACAAGCCUGCUCGACGUCCCCUCAACUGCCGAGGGAGAGUCUCCUCUCGACGCCUUUCUGGUCUUCAGAAGUCGUGUGAAUCGCUUGGUUGACGCUCUGCUCUCGCCGCUUCUUCGCCAGUCUCCUUCUCGCGGGCAUCUCGCCCCUCCGCUGCUUCCCCAGUCUCCGGCCCCCGGGUUGGACCUAGCGAGUGUAGCGCCGCCGCUCCCGUCGCUCUUUCCGCUCUCGUGGAGUGGCCAGGAACGCGCUGCUGUCUCCUCCCAGCAGGGCUGCUCCGACCGAGUGUUGCCGUCGCUCUACCGAAGUGGCGCAGCUCACAUUCUCUCUUUUUCCCUCUUUCCGUCCUCUGUUCGAAAAGAACUCGGUUCGGCGUCGCCCUCCGGUCCGUCGCCAGCCUCGUCCCUCGACGCCUGCCUGUCUCUCCUCCCGUUCGCGAGCGUGGGUGGGCAUUGCUGGGGGCGAUCGGCCCUACCUGUUCGACGGGGGCUGCCGAGCGGCGAGGCCGUCGCGCUGCCUCCCAGGGGACCACGAGAGGCGCCGGGACAUGCGAGGCAACACGCGUGCGCCGCGACGACCUCGGAGGGGCUGCUGGACAACCCGCCGUUCGCCAGCCGUCUGGAGGAGCUGCUGUCGCCGCGUGGGGACUCGGGGCGCGCGGCGCCGUCUCAGGCUCGGAGCGGACGCAGCCACGCUGCCGAGUACCAAGAUGCUAUCUUCUCUGCCUUCUCCCGCCUCGGAGCACGCGUGGUGGGCCCUGCGCUCGGCAGCGCCGUCGUCGGUUCCUACUUUCUUCUCGCGGCUCUCGCAGCCAGCACGGACUGGGCGAUUGCGGCCGUCCUCGCUGCGUCGGGGACUCCCGUGGACAUCGGCACGGCCGGAGCCCUCGAGCAGAACGAAAGGUUUCGCCUCGCCGUUCGCCUUUCGCUCGAUCCCUGUCGCUCUCCCGCGUCGUCCUGGGACCCGCACCUGGCCACCGGCGAUGGUAGGGACUGCAGUCCCGAGUCACAGGCUCAGGGAAGGCAACAGAGACACAUCUGCAGCCCGCACCCUGCUCUCGAGAGAAAGAACGCCUUUUCUCUGGAAGCGGACCCCCAAGCCUGGAGGUCGGCUCUGCGCGGCGACGCUUCCCGCUCUUCCUCUCCUACCUCGUGCGUCUCGUUGGGUGUCUCUGGUGGCCUGGAGUCCCGGCGAGCGGUGCACGGCCCUGCGACGUCCGAGGACGCCGAUGGAGACACCCGCGGUCGCACCGGAGACAGUGAGCGAGCCCAGCGAAGACGGCCGCGAAGCGAUGCGUCGCCCGGCGGCUUCUUCUCCCCCCGCUCGUAUGGCUCCUCGUCGCCCGCAGGCAGAGCUGAAACCUCGCCAGGCGCUGGAGCGGCGGCGAACCAGUCCCUGCACGCGCUUCAGACAAGCAUCGACGGCUCAUGCGCGUUUCCUCCUGCCUUCUCUCCCGCGUUCCCUCUCCUGCUUCUGCACGUUUGGCGCGCGGGCCACGCGGCGGCUCUCCGGGCCACUAUGCGGCGCAGAGAGAGAACCGAGAGCGCGAGAGACAGAGCGAAGAAGUGGGGAAACGACGAGAGAGAGGAAGGCGCAGAGGACUCCGAGCUCUCAUUCGGUUCACGUUGUGCAGCCGACCCGACAGAGACCAAAACAUCCUCUCCCCGCGCAGAUGCAGCUGACACCUCUUCGUUCCUCGCCUUCUUCCUUCGCGCGCUUUGCCAGCAUACCUUGCCGUCGACGCUUCUCGCGAGAGCCGAGGCAUCUGAGACCCUCGCCUCGGUUCUCGCGCAGUCCCCUCUCGCUGAGCAUCGGGUGGCAGCCCAUGCUUUGCAGAUCUGGGUACUGCUGACGAGUGUAUCUCUCUUCGCGCACCCCUCCGCUUCGCCGUCUCCCUCGUUCGCCCUUUCGCCUCCUGUUUUCUUCCUCCUCUUGGGACGCGCAGCAUCUGAGGUGCACAGCCAUGCUCUCGGCGCUGUGCUCGAGACAGGCCAAUCCUUCUCGCUUCUCCAGAAAACCGCCUCAACUCUCUGCGCAGCCCCUUCUGCCGCUGCCUCCGCGUCUCUCCUACGCCCCUUCCUUCGCGUCCUUUCUCCCUGCUCGCCCUCAAAAACACGCCAUCUCGGCCAUGCGACAGCGAGCGCAGCCCGCUCCGAAACGGAACAGGACAGCGUGGACGAAGAAGAGCGCUUCCUGGCUAGAUGUUGUGUGAGUGUUUUGAGGAAUGGCGAGAACCAGCGUCCACCAGCCGCCGACGACAGGUUUCUCGUGAAGAGUCUCGAGGCGCUUCUCCUUCUGCGCCUGUCUCGGCAUUUCGACGCGUUUUUCCCGUUUUCCGCCACGCCAUCUCUCGCUGCCUCCCCUACAGCGUCACCGCCUCCUUUGCUUCUUCCUUCACGCUUCCACAACCCCACCGCCACGUCGUGGUCCGUUUCAGAGACUCCAGGCAGCCCCCGCGGACGCGACGCGUUUCACGUGCCAGGCUCUUGUUCUUCCCUCUUUCCCUGUUCCUCAGCGUUUGUCGCUCAGUGCAGGGCGUCUUCCGCCGUCGCCACACGGAGUUCGCCGUCUCUCAAAGCUCUGGUUCUCCAGUCGGCAGCAAGAGCAGCUGCAGAGGCCAGAGAAUCUCUUCUUCUCCCCCGCAACCCUGACUCCCUGAUCUCGCCAAUUUGUUCCCGGGACGCGUCGCCAACUCGCUCUCCGGGGCCUGUCCAGAACGUCGCAGCGGCCUUCGAGGGCGAAGUGUGGAACCAACUCUUUCUCGCCUACGUUGCCUGCGGCCAGCUCUUCGGGGCCUUGGAAAUCCUUCCCCGUUUGUCUUCUGAGCGCAAGGAGACGGGCGUGCUGGCGAUCCUCGCCUUCGUCAUUCGGGCGCGGCUUCGAAGAGGCGACCCGCAGAGAGACGAAACGGAGGACGAGGCCGAUGGGGCAGCGCCUGUGGAAGACGAGACGAAACAGCGCAGGGAGAGGAGCAGGCGCGGAUCGUGGGAAGCAGGUGGGGCGGUCUCCCCAGGCAAAGAGGAUGGCAAUCGAACCGAGCCGGGAAACCCGGCGAGGGAUCGGCAGCGCUCACUCGCGCCGGCCUCAGCCUUCGUCGAAAAGAAAGCCGAAGUAGAAGCACUUGCCGACUUUUCUCUCGAGACUCUCAGGCGCGCAUGCACGAAACGCCUCAAUCUGUUCAUCGAUCAGAUUCUCUUCAGGGCCGCUCUGGCGACGCAUGCAGCGACGGGGCCCGCCCGGGAGGCUUACGAGCUUCUCAAACAAGAUCUUUUGGCCUCGUCUCGGUUCGAAGACGCGGUGCGGCUCGCCUUCCUUCACGCGGCAUCCAUUCGAGCGUCGUGUGCUUCCCCCGUCUCGGCGCCCGCCGUCCGAACUCCGUGCCCCUCUUCUUUCCUUUCCUUCUUCUCUUCUUUCCCGGGGUCGUCUCCCCACAGCCCCCUGUCUCCUUUGUGUGGGGCUGGCGAGGCCCCGACAUUCAACGCGGUGUUUGGGUAUCUCUACGGGGGCGCGGCAUCGUCUCCGGGGCUAGCGAGGCUCUCAGACGCCCACCUUCACAGUGUGACGGGUCACCGAGGAAGGGGUGCCUUCGCCUCGGGCGCCGCCGCCGUGCCCGCCGCGCUCUCCUCUGCAUGCGCGAAAGAGGACGCCGUGGCAGUUGCAGAGCUCGACUUCCCUUCCUGGACCCUCCUGGGGCUUGGCGAGCUGCAGCGCCUGAUGGAGACCGGCACCGAGGGCGAGGACGGAGACGCGCCUGGGAGAGAGGCAGGCGACACUUGCGCCGGGACGGAGCGCGCGUCUCUCGCUGGAUCAUGCUUUUUGUUUUCGCGGCAAGGCGCAGAAAUCCAACGGCCUCACAAACUUCAGAGCCGAGCCGCAUCCGGGAAUCGAGCGACCGUCGCGCGUUCUCAUUCCACCUUCUCCGAGCGCGUGUUUGAUCCGGCAGUGUCCCUGGAGGCCGUGCUCGAGGACCUUACGUUGUGCAGCAACUUGUUGUGCUGCUUGUCGUCUUCGUUUCUGUUUCUUCCUCCCGUGCUUCCGUCGCUUUUUCUUCCCCUCACGCCUUCUCUCUCGGGCUCGACGGCCGACUCCGUCGGCGACGUGUGUGUACUGGUUGCGCCUAACCCGCACGAAGCCGGCGAGGGCGAAGACAUGACAGAUGACGAGAGCACGCCCGUGAACCUUGACCAGUUUGCGUCACCCCUCCCCGACCUCUGGGCCUCCUCGCCUUCUUCGCGCGCAUCCGCUCUGUCUGAAGCCUCGUUUCUCUCCGCGGCUCCAUCCCCCGCUGCGGCGAUGCAUGCACGCGCCACCCCGGAGGGAGAGGAAACGGAAGAAAACAGGCGACGCAGCUCUUCCGCGAACCAGCCGCCCGCGUUCACUCAGCUUGUACCGGCGACGGCGACACUCCUGGUGGAUGACGAGGGAUCCGCAGCUGCGGGGCGUCGAACCCAAGCACAGGCGCAUGCAUUUUCCACGACCUUCUUAAAUAAACUUGUGGAACUGACCAGAGGACGCCUGCUGCUUCUCUCCCAGACGACAGACGCGGCCGAGGUCUUCAGCCACCAGCCCUGGAGCCUGGAGGGCGCAGAAGUCGUGGUACAACUGGGAUUCGCGGGCCGCCUGGCCGACGCCGUCCAGCUCGCCAGUCAUCUGGAGCUUGAUCUCCUUCUGCCUUUCCUCUCCUUCGUGUGUUUUAUUCUCCGGACCUACGUCAUCGUAGUCGAUCCGCUCGCGCCGGCUUCUUUCUCCUUUUCGUCUUCCCUGUCGCCUCCGUUCUCUGCGUUGUCUCCUCCGCCGUCGACACGGCGCGCCGCCGCGCUCUUUCCCCCCGGCGGCGAGUCGGCCGCGGGCGGGAGGAGCAGAUUCCACUCGACCUCCUUGUCGGUGUCUUCCUUGCUCGCGGCGCAUGCAGCCGAAGAGAGAAGGCGAGGGGAGCGAAGGCACAUGGGGGGAAAGAAGCCUGCAGACCGCGUCUCGAAUCGGCAGCGCGUCCGCGCAGAUCUCGAAAACGAAGAAGCCGGGCAAGCGUUCGCCAGUGACGCCGACGCAGACCCCUUCCUCACGAGUGUGCACGGCGCCGAAGAAGAAACGACGGAAGAAGAGGCGCGGCGAGGAGCCUACUCGUGUUGGCUAGAACUGGUCAAACAGCUCCACCUUCGUUUCCUUCGAGUUGACAAACAGUUGCGUUCUCACCCCUGGCUGCAGCCGCUUUCACAACUUGGACGGGAAACCGCAGAGGCUGACGCAGCGCAGGGGGUGUUCGGCGAACCAGUGGCAGCCUUUCCCUUCCCCUGCGCGGACGGACCCUCGGAAAACGCGACGCUUGACCCCUUCACGCAGACAGCUCUCAGAUUCACCGGCGGAAGGUCCCCGGCAAAAGUCGAGGAGGAGGGUGCGACUCGACGCCUGCAUGCAAGUUUGCUGAGCGAGCUGCACACUGUCACGCGACAGUUCCCCCACGCGAUCCCAUCUUUUGUCUUUGAAUACCUGCGAGCAGCCUCCCUGCCGAGCCACCCUGUGGAGGCUCUCGGGCAGUUGCUCAGAGACGACCGCCUCGGAGACGCCUUCAACCUCGUGAAGCAUCACUCGCGCUUCCGGCUCCGGUCGCGUUCUUCCGUCUCUGCUGCGACGGACGGAACCUUGGCAGACUGGAUCGCGUCGUUGCCGCCUACGGGGAGACCUGGCGCCUUCCGAAUGACAUUCCUCGCUCUGAGCUUCCCUCUCGUUCUUCAGCUGCAUGCGCGCCUCGAAGACAUACGUAUGCGGCCUUCCAGCGGCGGGGGCGCCGGCAAUAACGCAGGGCGAGAAGACGAGAGCGAGACAGCUGCGAGACUUUUGCGGGAACUCGGACAAAUUCUGGCUGACUAUCAAAAGGCAGCGCGGAUGGUGGACCGUGACGCUGCGUCACUCACUGCUCUGGCUCUGCGACCUCCCGUCGUCUCGGCUUCUCUCUCCUCUUCGGCGGCGUGUACCUCGUCGCGUGUCCUAUGA
Messenger RNA from Neospora caninum, 12051 nucleotides. RefSeq lists its product as hypothetical. The record is from RefSeq and is a predicted model, not a curated record. The transcript has 13 exons. Lineage: Eukaryota; Apicomplexa; Conoidasida; Eucoccidiorida; Sarcocystidae. The coding region runs from base 1 to 12051 and encodes 4016 amino acids.